Monoraphidium neglectum is the source of this 1956-nucleotide messenger RNA. RefSeq lists its product as hypothetical. The transcript has a single exon. The record is from RefSeq and is a predicted model, not a curated record. Lineage: Eukaryota; Viridiplantae; Chlorophyta; Chlorophyceae; Sphaeropleales; Selenastraceae. The coding region runs from base 1 to 1956 and encodes 651 amino acids.
AUGCAACGUGCCAACCGCCCGCCAAUCGAAUCCCGCCCGCAGCUGCCGCCGCCCGCAAACGCAACGGGCCCCGCCGCGGUACGCCUGCUGCUGUCGCGGAUGUCGGAGAUCGAACAAGCACACCGCCUUCAGCAACAGCAGCAGCAGCAGGAGCAGCAGCAGCAGCACCACCACCACAAGCAAAAGGGCGGCCCCGGCGGGCUCCGCGCUGCGCGUGCGGCCCCGCAGCCUCGCAGCGGCCUCACGUCCCACAACGGCUCCAUCCGGCGCAGCAGCAGCAGCGGCGCGCCGGGGGCGGCGUCGGGCAUUGGCAGCCGGGCGGGCAGCCCGGACAUCGGCGCGGCCAUGGCGUAUGGCGGCGGCGAGGGGGCGCGCUCCUCCAAGCUGCAGUGGACAGAGGCUAGCAGCUGCCGCAUGAGUAGCAGGGCCGGUGCCGCCGCGCACGCCGGAGCCGCGAGCAGGGGGUUUGGCGCCGCGGCCGCCGCGGCCGCGGCGGCGGUCGCGGACGCGGACGCUUUGGAAGCAUGCGAGCGGGGCGGGCCGGGCGAGGCGGCUGGCGAGGCGGCGAGCAGCCUGCCGCAUGCAGCCAGCCGCGGCGGGCGGGAGCAGUCCUUGUUUGCCUCGUUUUCCAGGGAUCCAGCCGAGGGGAAGCUGGUAGUUGCCAACACUGUCGACAGUGAGAAGCAGGAUUCGGGGCCGCCCAAGCGGGGGCGGCAGCACACAGAGGCGUCCCUGCCGACGCAGGCCGCAACAGACGGUAUGGGGGCUGCUGCUGCACAAGGCAUCCCUGCCAAACCUCACCAACCGCAGCAGCAGGAGCAGCAGCAGCAGCAGCAGCAGCAGCAGCCUGUGCUGAGUUCAUCCCCAUUGCCACAGCAGCAGCAGCAGCAACCGCAGCAGCAGGAGCAGCAGCAGCAUCCGUCAACAAAGCAGCAGCGGCAGCAGCAGCAGCAGCAGCAGCAGCAGCAGCAGCCCGCGCGCCAGCCGGAAGCCGGCGACACAAAGGCCAGCGGGCACCAGGCGGGGCGCGCCGCAGCAGACACUCACAGCCCCGGGCAGCACCAUGCUGAGGGCCAAGGUGAAAUGGGGCCGCCCGCCAGCCUGAGAGCAGCUGUGCAGGGCGCCGCGUUGGAUGUGGCACAGGAGCACAGACCGGAUCCCCCACCAGCCGCCUGGCCGCGCCUCGCCCAGCCCGAGGCAACGACGCUGCAGGAACCACAGGGUGGCGUCCGCCCCGCGCUGCCAGUGCCAGCCCUGCAGCUUGUGGCGGCUGCGGCUGCUGCGCGCAGCGGCGGCAGCAGCGGCGGCGGCGCUGGCAGUGGCGGCGGCGGCGGCGGCGGAAGGGACGAGGGUUUUGACCUGCUGGUGCAGGCGGCCAAGUUUCUGGACGACGGCGGGUCCACUGCCGCGGCGCUUUCUGCGCGGGGACCGACCCCCAGGCGGCCGCCAACCGGCGAGCCGCGGCCGCCGCAGCCGCACGCGACUGCAGGCGCCCUGCCGGCGGCGGCGACGCAGGGCGCCCGAUCAGCGCCCGCAAUCGCCAAAGGCACAGCCCAGGCUGCGGAGCCAUUUGUUAGCGAGCGGCCGCCACAGCACCUCACGACGCCCAGUGGGGGCGCGCCUGCUGAGGCAGCUGCUGGGCAGCUGCCUUUGCCCCCCGCCAGGAGCAGCUGGGACGCAUCUCUUCUGCCCGCAAUGCUGCGGGCACUCACCACGACCCCGCCUCCACCGCCGCCGCCGCCUUCCGCGGCUGCGGGGGCCUCGGCUGGCGGCGACGGUAUGGGUGGCGACGGGCCCGCGUGCGGGGCGGUGGCGAGGCCGCAGACGCGGGCGCGGUUCCAGAGAAUCAUGAACCAGACCGCGACGGCAAUAGCACUGGUGCAGCAGGCGCAGCAGCAGGCGCAGGCGCAUGCAGCGUCCGUAAACGGGCAGGCCGCGGCGGCCCCGCAGCCGUAG